CAUUCAAGCAGGCCAUGAAAUAUUCUACUUUUCUCGCCAAGCCGUCAGAAUCCAGACCAAGUCACUUUUACUAAAAUCAGACUGAGGCGAACGGAUCCCCAUCCCACAGCACACAAAUUCAUCAACUCAUCUAUUCUGGCAUUAAGUUCAUCCAAAUUCAAUUGAUCAUGUCCGGUAAACACACUUGGCCGAAGGCUCCCACCUUCUUCUGGCAAUCCAAUCACCUGAAUCUCCUCCAAUCGUUGUGUGGUCCCGGGCGGAGUGGUGGCGGUCGCAGGACGCCGAAUGGCAACUGGCGGCGACGUGGACGCUUCCACCAAGAGAGUAAUGGUAACGAUUCCCAGCCACCACGGCAGUCAACUACCGUGGUGAGGCGGGGACGUUGGUGGGAGAGGUCUGGGCCAAAGUGCCUGCCAGGUCUGGGAGAGAUUCUGGUGCCUCGACGCAUUAAUCCCCCUCGCAACUCCAUGGCUAUCGUAGAUACCUUUAUCUCGCGUUUUUAUGGAAAAUAUUCCAAGGACGAUGGGACAGAGGACCAGGCUGGCGAGGAAGUGGAAUGCCGGGAGGGCAAGGGCAUCAAGUUCCCGAAACGAAAUCGACGGGAAGAAUCGCAAAAAGGAAAGUUGCAAACUUUUCAGGCGGAUCCGGUGGUUUUUGCCAUUAAAAAAUCGAUCGAAAAACAACUUUCCAAAUCCAAAGUAAAGGAUCCAUCAGGACCUACAGAGUGCGUAUCCAGUGAAGUUGACAAGUCACUCACCAAGAAGCCAUCUGACUCAGAAGUCGAGGAUCCAUCAAGACCACGGAAUGAGUUACUGUCCGAUUUGAGCAACUUGGAGCCUCCUAGGAUGCUUGAUAUGUACGCGGAGGUAUUUAAAUCGAAAAUUGAUGACCCUUAUGGAUCAUCAGAUUACACUUUUGGUGAGAAGGAAGUUUCGGGAGAAAAUCAUCCUGGCACUUUGAAGCGUCCUCGAACAAAGAAGCCGAUACUCAUUGAUGCAACUCCGAUAUCCAUUACCCUAUUAGAUGAUUCUCAAGGCGAGGUACGGAAAGAGCCUGGACUGGCUAUACUUAUGUCGAAAAAUCCUGAAGAUAGAACAACAUUAGAGUCACCAGAAAAUGAAGAACUGGCAGAAGAUCCAACUGAAAUGAAUUCAUUAGAAUCACUAGAUUCUUCAGACAUCAUACCAGAGAAGCUAAGGACUCCUGAUGCCAAAGCCGAUGAGACAAAUUCAAAUAAGGACGCUGAAAAGCCCAAAGCUUCUGACGGCGAUCCCAUUAAGAGUUUCUCUGAAGAACACCGUAAAGACGCUGAACAUCUGCUCCAGAGGAUGAAUGACAAGACUUUGGAUAUUAGGGGCAUCAUGGGUCUGACCAUUUCGGAUCAUUCUAUAUCCGUGAUGGGCGGUGCUCCCUCCCAAGCCCCUUUUUCAGGGAAAAAUGAGCAAGUCCCUGCCCAGAGAAGAAUCCCACCCAAGGCUUUGGCUGAGCAAGGCAGCAAUCUAGUGAGUGGAUCUAGGAAAGCUCCCACCGGGCCGAAGGAUCUUCAAAGCCGGCAUGCUGCUGGAAAAGCGGCAGGUCCUGGAGGGAAAAAACCUCUUGCAGGAGGAGCUGGUGCUGGAAAAGGACCUGCUAAGGGCCCUGCUGGAGCCGGAGGAAAACCACCAGGAGGAGCCGGAGGGAACCCACCAGGAGGAGCCGGAGGAAAACCGCCAGCAGCAGGCGGAAAAAAACCACCAGUAGCCGGAGGAAAACCACCAGCAGGGAAAGGCGGCAAAGGAUCAGGUACACGGGUCAUCACUCUGAUGCCCGGAGAUGGUAUCGGUCCGGAAAUAUCGAUGGCUGUGCUGCAGGUUCUUGAGGCUGCCAAAGUGCCCCUGAUCUUCGAGCCCGUCGAUGUCACCCCGGUGAUGGACAAAUUCGGACGGACCACGGUGCCCGAGGCAGUCGUCGAGAGCAUGAACCGCACCAAGGUGGGCCUAAAGGGUCCUCUAAUGACGCCCGUGGGUACCGGAUUCCGUUCCCUCAAUCUGACCCUGCGCCAGCUGUUCAACCUGUACGCCAACAUCCGUCCCUGCCGAUCUCUGCCGGGAGUGGAGACGGUUUACGGUGAUGUGGAUAUCAUAACUAUCCGCGAGAACACCGAGGGCGAGUACUCGGGCAUCGAGCACACCCUGGUCAACGGUGUGGUGCAGAGUAUCAAGCUGAUCACCCGGAAUGCCUCCCUCCGGGUGGCCGAGUACGCCUUCCAGUACGCCCUGGACAUGAAACGGAAGAAGGUGACUGCCGUCGGUGAGGAGAAUGCCAUGCGAAUGUCUGACGGGCUCUUCCUCCGUUGCGUCAAAGAAAUGUCCGAGAAGUACAAGUCCAAGCUGGAGUCGGCUGGCAUCGAGUUUGAGUUCUCGACCAUGACGACCGUGUGCCUCAACAUCGUCCAGAAUCCCAAGCGUUAUGAUGUUCUGGUGUUGCCCAAUCUUUACGGUGACAUUAUUUCCGAUACGUGUGCUGGUCUGAUAGGCGGGCUUGGCUUGACUCCGUCGGGAAAUAUUGGAACCGAGGGGGCCAUCUUUGAGUCUGUGCACGGAACCGCCCCGGACAUUGCUGGCAAGGACUUGGCCAAUCCCACAGCGCUUCUGCUAUCCACCUGCAUGUUGCUGCACUACGUCGGGAUGCCUGAUCAGGCGGAGAAAAUCAAGAAGUCCAUUUUGAAGACCCUGACGGAGGGCAACAUUCGCACCAAGGAUCUGGGCGGCAAUUCGAAGUGCUCCGAGUACACCAAGGAGCUGAUAAAGAAUCUCAAAUAGUGUAAGGAUGCUCCCAAAACUUUCCUUCAGUUUUAGUGUGUUAAUAAAGUUACUAGUUAUAUAGAA
Drosophila bipectinata is the source of this 2867-nucleotide messenger RNA. The record is from RefSeq and is a predicted model, not a curated record. NCBI's taxonomy places the organism in Eukaryota, Metazoa, Arthropoda, Insecta, Diptera, Drosophilidae.